Messenger RNA from Biomphalaria glabrata, 536 nucleotides. RefSeq lists its product as uncharacterized. The transcript has 3 exons. The record is from RefSeq and is a predicted model, not a curated record. The coding region runs from base 120 to 434 and encodes 104 amino acids. Lineage: Eukaryota; Metazoa; Mollusca; Gastropoda; Planorbidae.
GUGUCCCUCCUGGCAAUCUUCUGAUGACAUCCCUGACUAUAUAAAGGGGCAGGUAAGAGUUGACGACAUCCAGUCGAAUUUGUCUCUAGUCUGAGCCAAAGUUGAAAAAAAUAUUCACAAUGUACAAAUCAGUUCUCGCUGUCCUUCUCUUGGUCGCCAUGGCUAGCGCCACUGGAUAUGGAGGCUGGGGAGGUCUUGGAGGUUGGGGAGGCUUUGGAGGACUCGGAGGCUGGGGAGGUCUCGGAGGUGGCUGGGGAGGAUUCGGUGGACUCGGUGGAGGCUACGGCGGUGGCUACGGAUAUGGAGGUGGAUACGGAGGCGGCUAUGGAGGAUACGGUAAAGGAGCCGUCGGAGUUGUGCCUGUUGCUGUUGGAGUUGGUGGAUAUGGUGGAUACGGAUAUGGUGGAUACGGAUAUGGAAAAGGUUACUACUAAAUCAAGAUUCAAACGAGUUAUCUGCCCUUCAUUAUCACACAGUUCUCUUAUUGGCAUGUUAAUCAUGUUUGUUAUAAAUAAACUUUAGUUAAGAAAAUCGAA